GGAGGGGAGGUCUCACCAAUCCCCUUCCAUCCCAGCCUCCGCGUGUGAGCACGGGUAAGAAAAUUACGCCAUCGGAAGAUAAUUAUGUAACUCUGCCUCCUAACAACCCACCACAAACUGCUCAGACGCGACAGACUUUGAUUGACAGCCUCUCUGCGAGCCUCUAUAUAAGGAGGAGGGAGGUGGGCGCCUCAGUCACUGUUGUUCCUCAGGUCCUCCAGACUGUGGAUGUAGCGAACCAAAGUGGACUUUUACGCAUUUUACGCACGGGCUUUAACGGGAGAUACCGUUUCUCAUUCAUCUAAACUUCGGCUGAAAUCAUCAAAUAAGUUCCUAAUUAGCGAUUUUGAACCGACUUUUUUAUUUUCUUGUCGCUGGAUAAAAAGAUAAAAGCUGAAAUCGUCAGGAGAUAUGAUACUCAGAAGAAGUCUCUUCUUGUUGCUAUUAUCACUUAGUUUCCUUCAAGCAUUACCUCAAGAUGGUGAGCAGGAGGACGAGACAUCAUUCGACUUGUUUGAAAUCAGCCAAAUCACGCGUAAAACUCUGGGGGCCAAACAGUUCCGGGGCCAAAACUCAGAUGCCCCUGCCUACCGCUUCAUCCGCUUUGACCACCUGCCCCCAGUGAACCCCGCCAUACUGAAACAAAUCCUGCGCCAGUUCCAAAACAACGAAGGCUUUGUGUUUGUAGCCAGCAUACGUCAGGACCGUGCCUCUCGGGGCACCCUGAUUGCUCUGGAGGGUCCCGAUGGCCAGCGGCAGUUUGAGAUUGUGUCCAACGGACGUGCCAACACUCUGGAUCUGGUAUACUGGGUGGACGGCUCGCAGAACGUGAUUUCAUUCGAGGAUGUGGACCUGUCUGACUCGCAGUGGAAGAAUAUCACACUUCAAAUUCAUGGGGAGAAUGCAAACCUGUUUGUGGGCUGCAGCCUGAUAGACAGCAUCAUCCUGGAUGAGCCGUUCUAUGAGCACCUGCAGGCUGAAGGAGGCCGCAUGUAUGUGGCAAAGGGAUCCAUCCGUGAGAACCACUUUAGGGGCCUUCUUCAGAAUGUGCGUUUCAUCUUUGACACCUCAGUGGAUGAUGUCCUCCUGAGCAGAGACUGUGAGGUCACUAAACAAGAUGAUGCCAAUAUUGUGAGCGAGAGCACAGAGAUUGUGGAUGUCAGUCCUUCCAUCACUACGAACAUUAUAGGUCAGAAGACAGAUGACUUGGGAGCAGAAAUGUGUGAACGUUCCUGCGAGGAACUUAGCACAAUGUUCCAGGAGCUCAAGGGCCUUCGCGUUGUCGUCAGCAACCUUAUUGAUGGCUUGCAAAAAGUGACAGAGGAGAACACGGUCAUGAAGGAGGCCCUUGGGAGGAUGAAGGACUCUAAAGAGAAAAACAUGUGCUGGCAGGAUGGCCGCCUGUUUGAUGAUAAGGAAGACUGGGUUGUAGACAGCUGCACUAAAUGUACCUGUCAGGAGUCCAAGAUUGUGUGUCACCAGAUUACAUGCCCCCCAGUGGCCUGUGCCAGCCCCUCGUUUCUCGACGGCGAGUGUUGCCCUGUGUGUCUGCCUAUAGCGGUUGAGGAUGGCUGGUCCCCUUGGUCAGAGUGGACGGAGUGCACAGUCACCUGUGGGAUAGGAACUCAACAGAGGGGUCGGUCAUGUGACGCAACCAGCAACCCCUGCACCGGAGCUUCAAUCCAGACUCGCAAGUGCAGCCUGGGCAAAUGUGACAGCCGGGUUCGCCAGGACGGAGGGUGGAGCUUGUGGUCGCCGUGGUCGUCGUGCUCGGUGACCUGCGGAGAAGGACAGAUCACCAGGAUACGCCACUGCAAUGCUCCCGUGCCACAGCUGGGGGGCAAAGACUGCGAGGGAAGCGGGCGAGAGACUCAGCGCUGCACUGCCCAGCCGUGUCCCAUCGAUGGGGGUUGGGGGCCGUGGUCUCCGUGGGCAACCUGCUCAGCAACAUGUCGAGGUGGAAGCAAAACUCGUACGCGUGAGUGCAACAGCCCUCAGCCUCAGCACGGCGGCAAGAAAUGCAUCGGGGAAGCCAUCGACAGAGACAGCUGCAACACAAUUGAGUGUCCCAUUGAUGGCUGUUUGUCCAACCCCUGCUUUGGGGGAGUGGAUUGCAGCAGUUCUCCAGAUGGAUCCUGGGAGUGUGGCCCAUGUCCUGCUGGUUUUCGUGGAAAUGGUACCCAUUGUGAAGACAUUAAUGAGUGUGACAUGGUGCCUGAUGUUUGCUACAAAGUGAGUGGAACUCAGCGCUGCAUCAACACCGAUCCAGGUUUCCACUGUCUGCCUUGUCCAAAGCGUUAUAAGGGCACCCACCCGUACGGUAUGGGGGUGGAGGAUGCCAAGAUGAAAAAACAAGUGUGCGAACCAGAGAACCCAUGCAAGGACAAGACCCACAACUGUCACAAAUAUGCCGAAUGCAUCUACAUCAGUCAUUUCAGUGACCCAAUGUACAAAUGUGAGUGCAGAACUGGUUAUGCUGGAGAUGGCUUCAUUUGUGGCGAAGACUCAGACUUGGAUGGCUGGCCCAAUCAGAACCUUGUGUGUGGUGCCAACGCCACUUAUCACUGCAAGAAGGAUAACUGCCCAAGCCUUCCCAACUCUGGACAAGAAGACUUUGACAAAGACGGUCAAGGAGAUGCUUGUGACAAGGAUGAUGAUAACGAUGGAAUUCUGGACGAAAGGGACAACUGUGCCCUCCUUUACAAUCCUCGUCAGUUUGACUUUGACAAAGAUGAAGUCGGCGACCGCUGUGACAACUGUCCUUAUGAACACAACCCUGCUCAGAUAGACACUGACCACAACGGAGAAGGGGAUGCCUGCGCAGUCGACAUCGAUGGAGAUGAAAUUUUGAAUGAAAAUGACAACUGCCCCUAUGUGUACAACACUGACCAGAAGGACACUGACAUGGAUGGAGUUGGAGACCAGUGUGAUAAUUGUCCAUUGCUGCACAACCCUGACCAGACGGACGUAGACAAUGACCUCGUUGGUGAUCAGUGUGACAAUAACCAGGACAUCGAUGAGGAUGGUCAUCAGAACAAUCUAGACAACUGUCCAUAUGUGGCCAAUGCCAACCAGGCUGACCAUGAUAAGGACGGCAAAGGAGACGCAUGUGACUACGAUGACGAUAAUGACGGCAUACCUGACGACAAGGACAACUGCAGACUAACACCCAAUGCAGACCAGCUAGACUCUGAUGGUGAUGGAAGAGGGGAUGCCUGCAAAGAUGACUUUGACAAUGACAACAUCCCAGAUAUUCUUGAUGUGUGUCCGGAGAAUAAUGCCAUCAGUGUGACAGACUUCAGGAAGUUUCAGAUGGUCCACUUGGAUCCUAAGGGAACCACUCAGAUUGAUCCCAACUGGGUGGUCAGACACCAGGGCAAAGAGCUGGUUCAGACAGCCAACUCUGACCCAGGCAUUGCAGUCGGUUUUGAUGAGUUCAAUUCUGUGGACUUCAGUGGAACGAUGUACGUGAACACAGACAGAGAUGACGACUAUGCAGGCUUUGUGUUCGGCUACCAGUCGAGUGGGCGCUUUUAUGUCGUGAUGUGGAAGCAGAUCACACAGACUUACUGGGAGGACAAGCCCUCCAAGGCCUUUGGCAUCUCUGGCGUUUCGCUCAAAGUCGUCAACUCAACCACUGGCACAGGAGAAAACCUCAGGAAUGCUUUGUGGCACACAGGCAACACCCCAGGACAGGUGCGUACUCUCUGGCACGACCCCAAAAACAUUGGAUGGAAGGAUUACACAGCUUACAGGUGGCAUCUCAUCCAUAGACCAAAGACUGGUUUUAUAAGGGUUGUGGUCUAUGAAGGUAAACAGAUCAUGGCUGACUCAGGACCAGUUUAUGACAAGACUUUUGCCGGGGGAAGGUUAGGCUUGUUUGUCUUCUCACAAGAGUUGGUGUUCUUCUCCGACCUCAAAUAUGAGUGCAGAGAUAAGCCGGAGUUUCCAAUAGUGUUCACAAGAUAACUGAAUCAAGUCGGGCAGAAAAACAUCAGAGGGCAAAAGACAAGAAUCUCUCCAAGUAAACAUCAUGUCAUCGCUGAAUCCAUUUCAAUGUAAAUGAGACUUUGCAUACUUCCAUGUUUUGCCUUAAUCCAUCCACUGGAGGAGAAACCGUGGCAGAUUUGAGUUUUCCUGAUGACUUUUCUACAUCUCCCAAACUGAGAAACAGAAACUGAGAGAGAGGAGACAUGUUUAAAAAGCCCAAGAAGCCUAAAAAGCCUAUCUAAUUAUAACUAGUGUACCUAUUUUACAUUGUCAGAUUUAUUGUACAACCACUUACACGCUGUAUGUGAUUUCCUACAGCGACUCGGUUGUUCUCUAUCUUUAACCUUUUGUUUUCUGAACAACUGAUCAUACAGUGUCUGACAAACAUAAACUGUAACCAAAGCAUAAUCAUCCAUUACUAUUUCUCCUCAUGUUUUUUUUUCUUUAUGGAGAACUUGAGUGAACAAUUGAAAUAAGCCAUUUUAGUAAGUGCCAAAGAUGUUUAUACUAAGUCUGUACUAUAAUUCCUUUUGUAAAUUAUUUAUGCUCUGCUUGUUUUCGUUUGUUUGCAUUUUUGCUAGUUUGUAAAUAAUUAUUUAUUUGUUUACACUGACAAAACGUAUAAUUGAAUAUCACAAACGUCGAGAUAACACAUCAUAGUAUCGCAAGGUUCGUCGUGUUGUUGUGCACUCAUUUACUUGUUCAUUUUUCCAGACCUUUCAGAUAAACUGAAGCAUAAAGAUGAACACCAGCUGCUUUUAAAUAAUUAUAUACAUGAACACGGCAGAUGUUCGCAGAUGUAUGUAGGUGUUAGUAGCUGCCAGAGAAAGUUAAUUCUGGAGGUUUAUUUACUUAGCUGUCCAGACACGGCCUCAUUGUCCUCGAAGUGAUGUAUCGCUUUGGUACUUAUUUUUUUUCUGUGUUCAUUGGAGCUUGUAAAUGGUCAAAUUGGAUGCAAAUUGAGCUCCAUUUUCUCCUUUCUUUUACUUGUAAUUCAUAAACAAACAAAAAAAGAAAGUAAAUCAAGGUAGUAACAUGAAUUUAAACGGUAUUAAAAUGAAUGGAAUUGCAGUUUACGUACUUGAUUCUCGGCAAACUGAAUGUUAUUGACCAAGCGCCGAGUGCUGCAACACCUGAGAGUCUGAGGUUCAACAGUCAGCCGCGAAAGCAUUUUUACUUUUUUUUUUCAUUCAUAUUUUAGUAUCACUUAUGGAUGUUGUGAAACUUUAUAGUGCUGGUUGAAAAGGAUCCAUAUGAAGGUGUCUAAAAACAAAGUGUGACUGUGUGACUGACAUCGUUGUCAUUCGUCUGUAUAGCAUUAGUGUUCUUCCAUGUUUGGUUUCCAUCUUGUUCAUUUUGUUGAGAGUUUGCAAUGCACAAAAUGUAAAUGUUUCUUUUGUAUACUUGUGUUGUUAGAUAUACAUUUUCUACAAGCAUUAGUGUAAAAUUGUUCUGUUUCAUAAAUAAAUCCCUUGUACACCA
Amphiprion ocellaris (clown anemonefish) is the source of this 5472-nucleotide messenger RNA. It is a transcript of the gene thbs2a, whose product is annotated as thrombospondin 2a. Bases 412 to 3969 code for a protein of 1185 amino acids. Gene Ontology annotation, biological process: negative regulation of angiogenesis; cell adhesion. Lineage: Eukaryota; Metazoa; Chordata; Actinopteri; Pomacentridae. Gene Ontology annotation, cellular component: extracellular region. Gene Ontology annotation, molecular function: protein binding; calcium ion binding. The record is from RefSeq and is a predicted model, not a curated record. The transcript is spliced from 23 exons.